Messenger RNA from Aspergillus brunneoviolaceus CBS 621.78, 1766 nucleotides. RefSeq lists its product as uncharacterized. Lineage: Eukaryota; Fungi; Ascomycota; Eurotiomycetes; Eurotiales; Aspergillaceae. The transcript has a single exon. The record is from RefSeq and is a predicted model, not a curated record. The coding region runs from base 10 to 1329 and encodes 439 amino acids.
AUUAUCAUCAUGGCCGAUCAAAAAACGAGUGAAGAACUUGCCAAGUCGCGCUGGGCUCCCCAAGGCUCCGACGAGCCAUCCAGUGUAAGCUCCACCACUACCACCACCACCCCCACCACCACCACCACUCAUCAUCAGCAUUCUCAUGGUCGUGGUGGGACCCAGAAUCGCCAUCAAAAAAGGUCUUACAAAACCAAGUCUACUCCGCAGACGGUCCGGCCACCCCAGCCCGCCGUCACUGCAACCACCACUACCACCACCAACGGUACUACCAUCACCGCCUCAGCCAGCAGCACUCCCAACGGGACGUCAUCUGUACCACCCAACACGAACCCCAAAAUCUGGACCCCGUCCCCGCGCCCUGCCCCCAGCAACGGCACGGCGCCGACGAGCACGAGCCCAACCCAGCACCACCAAGAGCAGCAGCAGCAGCAGCAACGAGCCGCAAGACUCCCGCGGGUGGUGGGCGGAGUGAGCUCCUCGCUCGGCGACGGAUGGGAGAAGAUCCCGACGCACCCGGAGCCGCCGACCCCGGAACCCUCCUCGUCCGCGCACAGCCUCCGCUCUGACUCCCAGUCGCCGACGAAAAAGAAGACGCGACCGAUCCCCCCGUCCAUCGCCGACGCCGUCGAGGCCCUCUCGCGCUACCGGAAGAUCCGACGGCGGCUGGAGUGGAAGCUGCGGCACCUGGUGGACGGGUUCAAGCAAGCGACGAACCGCGACCAGCCGGCCGCGGAGCAGCUGUACGCGGAGCAGAUGUUCAAGCUCGACUUCCACGAGUACUACGGGCUGCUGGAGCGGGCGCUGGUGUACCUGAUGCUGGUGUGGAACAUCCACGUCUCGCGGGCGCACCCUUCCACCAACACGAACAAGAUCAGCUGGGCGGACGAGAUGAAUGGCGGUGGCAGUUCCACCCACCGCUACCACGCCAACGUCCUCGAGGCCCUCCGCGAUCUCGACAGCCCGUACUUCGAGGUGCUGGGGUCCGGUGAGCGCUUCGCCCACCUGCAGAAGGCCAAGGAGCUGCGCAACCGCUGGAAGUACGCCGACAUGGACCCCGAGGAGCGCGAGCGCGAUCCCCAGACCUGGCGCGCGGGCUACAAGGCCUGGAAGGACGCGCUGACCCCGCUCGAGAGCUACGACUUCGAUACCAUCUUCGUCCAGAUCCUGCAGGGCUUGGUCGAGGCGGCGGACAUCGCCCAGCAGCGGGUCGAUGAGCUCGGGCGCGAGGCGGGCCAGGAUGAUGCCGCGGCGGCCGCCGGCGGGAGCGAGAGUGACCCCGACGACUGGGACUUUUUGGUCGAUGCGAUGGAUUGGGAGGCGGUUUGAGCGAGGAGAUGAUGAUUUCUUCGGUACAUCUCUAGUUUUUGUUAAUAUCAUUGUAAUCCGCAAUUUCUUGUGGAGUUAUUUCUUAAUAUUGUUGUUUUUUUUCCAGCGCUAGCGGGAUUUGGAUACCCUCAACAUCACCAAGCAUUUUGCCCUGUUUAUUGCAUUGUGAGGUACAAUCCUUGUUUCAUUUAUGUAUUUAUCGAUGCUAUUUUUGGCCUUUCUACAGUUUUCCUUUUCUACAGUCAUAUAUGCACAUGAGCUUGUACAUAUUUUGUUCGCUGAUACAUGUUCGAGUGGACUAUUCAGUUCGUGGAGGCGGACUCUCUGCUAGGCGACCAUCCCGAUAACCCGCCUGACAGUGCAGAGCAUAUUAGCCAGGCUGUUGAAUGACCCCCAGCGUGUACUGUCUAAGUCAGGUCCGGGGUAAUCAAAACACA